GGGCGCUUCUACGAUUGGUCAAAGGAAACAUCGAAGGUAUCCUGAGACAGGCAUCAAGUACAGCCAGGUGUGUAAGACACUCACGGGGCCGAUGGCUGCCAGCAUAUCGAGUUUCUCAAUGACAUAUGUGGCAUUGUUGUCCGGACAUCCGCUAAAAGCGGCUUCCCACACCAAAGUUUGGGCCAGGUGUAUGUUGCCUCACCAAUUGCGCGUUGCAGCAAAUUUUCACAAAACCCAGGAUCUAUUGCGGGGCCAUGGGUUAAUUAAAAUCUGGCAAGCAGCAAGUCCAUUCCGGGAUUCACUCGAGGUCAUACUGUUGUUUCAUGGGUGCGUUCUUGAUCAGUAUGGGUCUAAUAAAACCCGACACGCUAUUGUAUCAUUUAUCUUUAGAGCAUAUAUUUGCCUAUCCCAGAGACAUCCAUAUACAUAUGAACGGGUUCUACAGACCUGGUCAUUCAAGCUGGUUAUCCCGGCUGGAUUCUUGUUUAAUUUUAUCGCAGGAUCGCUUGAAUCCAGAUAAAUAAAGUCAAUCGCAAUUUAAUCGGCUCAUCAUCGGACAAGCCGCUGAAUCUUGGG
This is a messenger RNA of Aspergillus campestris IBT 28561, 576 nucleotides long. RefSeq lists its product as uncharacterized. NCBI's taxonomy places the organism in Eukaryota, Fungi, Ascomycota, Eurotiomycetes, Eurotiales, Aspergillaceae. The transcript has a single exon. Bases 92 to 520 code for a protein of 142 amino acids. The record is from RefSeq and is a predicted model, not a curated record.